AUGGAAUAUACAUGGAUUGUUAAAGCAGUAGCAGCAGCAACAGCACUAGGUCUAGUUCUAGUCCUCAUUUUGAUUGGUUACUGCACCAGCAAAUGGAAAAAGCCAAAUGAGAGACACCAUUUCUUCUACAGAUUUAUAGUCCUGAGCAAAGCAGAGAAUUUCCCAGAUUUCACUGCUGAGGCUGUGGCUGAUGACAGACGGAUGAAACACUACAAUACUGAAGUUGAAGACUGGAAAAGAGUCAAUCUGUUUGAAUAUGACAGGAUUGAACCUCUUCCAGAACCAUAUGAGCCUAGAGACUGGUACAAAGAUCAGCUAAAGAUUGUGUCAAACUGCACACAGUGUUCUGAUGUACUCCAGAGAAUAAUUGGCUGUAAACUGGAGAAAUUUCCUAAUGGAACAGUGAUGAAUCUGACUGUCUUUGAUGAAUAUGGAUUUGAUGAAAAUUAUCUUAUGGCCUUUAAUUAUGACACUCUGCAGUGGAUUGAUAAAAGUCCAAAAGCAAAAGAAAUCAAAAAGGAUUGGGAUCGUCACACAGAACGCAAACAGUACUUGUACAAAUACCUCAAUGACUGCAUGGACUGGAUCUCCAAAUUUAACAACACAAAUAAGAGUGAGCUCUGAUCAGUUCACUUUUUUAAUUAGCUCCUGUCACCGUGCGUGUUUGUGAGAUUAUUUCUAAUUCUGUUUCACUUCAAAGG
Messenger RNA from Onychostoma macrolepis, 701 nucleotides. RefSeq names its product major histocompatibility complex class I-related gene protein-like. The transcript has 3 exons. Gene Ontology annotation, cellular component: external side of plasma membrane. Lineage: Eukaryota; Metazoa; Chordata; Actinopteri; Cypriniformes; Cyprinidae. Gene Ontology annotation, biological process: immune response. The record is from RefSeq and is a predicted model, not a curated record. Bases 1 to 624 code for a protein of 207 amino acids.